UUCGGCUUCUUGACAUAUCUUUCACGUAAAGGCUCUGCGGUGAUACACACGUGGGAAGCUUUAACUCAUCGCCGCCGCGCUAAAGAGUUGGAUCUAAACCAGACAUGUCGAGUGAGGACGUGGAGCGGCUUUUGAUCCAGUUUCAGGACGAGAAUGGGGAGAUCCUGGGUUCACCUUUUGAUGUGCCUCUAGACAUCACCCCAGACAAACUACAGCUCGUCUGCAAUGCAUUGCUUCAGAAGGAUGAGCCAGUGCCACUGGCAUUUUUUGUGCAUGGUGAGGUGGAGGUGGUGUCCAGCCUGGAGUCAUGUGUCAAGGCUCUCGGGGUUGAGACCGAACAAGUUCUGCCAGUGGUGUACCAACCUCAAGCUGUGUUCAGGGUUCGGGCUGUGGCACGCUGCACAAGCACACUGCAGGGACACUCAGAAGCUGUCAUCUCAGUUGCUUUCAGCCCCACUGGCAAAUAUCUGGCCAGUGGUUCAGGUGAUACCACAGUGCGCUUUUGGGACUUGACAACUGAGACGCCCCAGCACACAUCUAGAGGACACACACACUGGGUAUUGAGCAUCGCCUGGUCACCAGAUGGAAAGAAACUGGCUUCAGGAUGCAAGAACAGUCAGAUAUGUCUGUGGGAUCCAGUGACAGGUGCACAGAUGGGGAAGACUUUAACAGGACACACCAAGUGGAUUACUUGGCUCUGCUGGGAACCUCUCCAUCUUAAUCCAGAGUGUCGGUACUUAGCCAGUAGCUCUAAGGACGGCUCAAUACGUAUCUGGGACACGGUGUUGGGACGAUGUGAGAAGAUCCUGACUGGACACACUCAGUCAGUGACGUGUGUGAAAUGGGGAGGGGAUGGACUUCUGUACACUUCUUCCCAGGACAGGACCGUCAAAGUGUGGAGAGCAAAAGAUGGUGUCCAGUGCAGGACUCUGCAGGGCCACGCCCACUGGGUGAACACCCUUGCUCUCAGCACUGACUAUGUCCUGCGUACAGGAGCUUUUGAACCUGCAACUGCCACUGUGAACCCCCAGGAUCUCACAGGAUCAUUGGAAGAGCUGAAGGAGAGAGCUUUGGAGAGAUAUAAUAAAGUCAGGGGUUCAGCUCCAGAACGCUUGGUUUCUGGCUCAGAUGAUUUCACCUUGUUCUUGUGGAAUCCAGCACAAGAUAAAAAGCCUUUGGCCAGGAUGACCGGCCACAGCGCUCUGGUCAAUGAAGUGCUCUUCUCCCCAGACACCAGGCUUUUUGCCUCUGCCUCCUUUGAUAAGUCUAUUAAAAUCUGGGAUGGACGCACUGGAAAGUACUUAACGUCCCUCCGUGGCCAUGUGGCAUCUGUGUAUCAGAUAGCAUGGUCAGCAGACAGCAGGCUGCUGGUCAGCGGCAGCAGUGACAGCACGCUUAAAGUGUGGGAUAUUAAGAGUGGAAAGCUCAACAUGGACCUGCCUGGCCACGCUGAUGAGGUUUAUGCUGUGGACUGGAGUCCUGAUGGGCAGAGAGUGGCCAGCGGUGGAAAAGACAAAUGUCUCAGAAUAUGGAGAAGAUAGUCCAGGAAGAGAACUGUGGCUAUCACAGUAUCACAUCUUCUGCUGUCAACACCCAGCUGGAACAAGGGUGGCUAGACUUCAUCUAAUUACCCAUUUGACUUCAUAAGUGUCUGUCAAUAAGCGGCAGUGUGUCAGCGAAUGCAACUGCAGACACAAUACAAAUGCCCGUGUGGGAAUAUUACCAGUGUAAGAGCUUAAAGGAGGACCAGAAUGUAAAAUCAUCAUCAAUCUCUUAAAUUUAUUGCUAGUAGAUUGUAAAUGUAGUGUACUUUCUCCUGUUAUCUCAUCUUGGUGUACAAAUUGAUUUUAGAUCAGGCACUCUGACAUGGCUUCAGAAACUUGUUGGGUUGCCAAAAUCCAAACAAGGUUGUGCAUUUAUUAAAACAUAACCUAACGCAUGCUUGUGAUAUUCCAUUUUGGAAUGAAUUCGUGAAUUUGAGAAGGACGUGGAUAUUUCUCCGCAACAUGUUUGCCACUUUGUCACCUUAGGCCUUACCAGAUGAACGGUACACUGUGAAUAACAGGUGGGAGCACUAAUGCCUUCCUCUGUGAUGUAAAGGCCGACGAUGCUCGCCCUGCUCCUUCAGCCUUUAAUCUCCUCUGUCAGCAAAGCUGUAAUCUGUUGAUUUUUUUCUGCCUCUGUGGUGAAGCCAAGUGUCACCAACUCUGAACUGUCUGAGGCACAACCAACAACAGAAGUGCCAGAUUCUUGUUCCAGGAAUGUAAAUAUAACUGAGUAUAUUUGUAUUUGUUUCCCAGCCUCACUUCACAACUGUCUGAAAAAUCAGCUUGAAGUGGUCAUUUGGUAUAAAAGCACUGGUGGAAACUGCAUGUGAAUUAUAUGGUUAAUUAUUUACUUUAAUGGUAAGUCUAUGGAGCUCUGUUAAUUAUUAACUCCACCUCCAACAGCAGAUUAUUUCAAAAACUAUGCAAU
Molecule: messenger RNA, 2475 nt
Organism: Archocentrus centrarchus (flier cichlid)
Lineage: Eukaryota; Metazoa; Chordata; Actinopteri; Cichliformes; Cichlidae
Gene: nle1
Product: notchless homolog 1 (Drosophila)
Exons: 13
Coding region: 105-1541 (478 amino acids)
Biological process (GO): ribosomal large subunit assembly; Notch signaling pathway
Cellular component (GO): nucleolus
Molecular function (GO): protein binding
Source: RefSeq, a predicted model, not a curated record